AUGGCAGGCCAGGAAGGGACCAAGACGGCACCGCCGUCGCUGGGUUCGGACGCCGAGGCUGGUGCCGGUGGUGCCAGCGCUGCUGGCGGGCAGGCUGGCGGGCAGGGCCAAAAGGGCCAGCAGGGCCAUCCUGGUGCGAUGGGCCAAGGCCAGGGCAUGCCGCAGCAGAUGUACCCCAUGCAGUACGGAUAUGCUCCGUACCAGGGCUACCAGCCGUACCCGUCGUAUCAGGGCUUCCCGCAGUACGCUGGUGCGCCGCCGGCGGCCUACACGCAGCACUCGAGCCCCGGUGCUCCUGCGCCGGCCGCUGCCAAGCGCUCCGGGCUCAACCCUGCUGCGUCGAUCUUUGAGUAUAAGGCUGCCUCGAAGAUUGUCGUCUCUACCCCUCAGGGUAAGGAGGUCGACAUUAACGAGCUGGCCGGCAAGAAGGCUAAGGCUGCUGCCGAGGCCAAGGCUGCUGCCGAGGCCGAGGCCAAGGCUGCUGCCGAUGCCAAGACCGAGGCUACUACCGAGGCGGUGGCUGAUGCCAAGACUGAGGCUGCUGCUGAUGGUGCUGACAAGCCGAACGCGUCCGAGGCCGAGGCCGAGACUAAGGCCGAGCCCAAGCCGAACGCGUCCGAGGCCGAGGCCGAGACCAAGGCCGAGACCAAGACCGAGGCCGAGGCCGAGGACAAGCCGGACGCCGCCGAGACCGAGGACAAGCCGGCUGCCGACGCGGAUGAGGCUGGCUCGUCGGCCGAGGCGACGGCGGCUGCAGCCGAGGCCGAGGCGCGGGCUGCGGCGGCCAAGGCUGCGGCCGAGGCUGCGGCUGAGGCUGCGGCUGCGGCUGAGGCCGAGGCACGGGCCGCUGCACGGCGUGCAGUGCCGCACGAGGUUGAGCCCGGCAAGAUCAAGCGGUACACGCGCGAGCAGCUGAUGCAUUUCAAGGAUCUGACUGCACCGCCGGACUCGGACGUGUUCCGCAAGUUCAAGGAGCAUUACGAGGAGAUGGAGCGUGCUGAGCCGCGGCAGCAGCGGAGCCGCGGCAAGGCGAACAACCGCGGCCGGCGGUCGAACCGCAACUCGCGGAAGAACGACUACCAGGGCGGCGGACGCGGGCGCAAGCGUGGGUCGCGCAAGGGCCGUGGUCGGCGCGGCGGGUACAACGGCGGUGGCAAGGGCCGGCCGACGAUCGACCCGGCGGACGUCAAGCCGCUGGAGCUGUCCGAGUCGCGGUGGAAGCCUGCGACUGCGUCGCAGGCAGACCUCGACGAGACCGCGCGGGUGAUCAAGGCGGCCAAGGGCAUUCUCAACAAGCUGACGCUGGAGAAGUUCGACCGGCUGUCGAAGAAGCUGGUCGAGGUCGGCAUUUCCUCGCCGGCCAUUCUCCGCGAGCUCAUCGGGCUCAUCUUUGACAAGGCCAUCGACGAGCGACCGUUUGCGUCGAUGUACGCGGCGCUCUGUGUAUUCCUCCAGGAAAACGUGGAGACGUUUACCGAGACCAACGACGAGGGCGAGGAGGAGGACGUGUCGUUCCGGCGGCUGCUGCUCAACCAGUGCCAGGAGAAGUUUGAGCGGCCAACGGAGCUGUCGGAGGAGGAGAAGGAGGGCAUGACCGAGGAGGAAAUCCGCGAGAAGAACCACAUUCUCAAGCUCCGCCGGCUGGGCAACAUCAAGUUUAUCGGCGAGCUGUUCAAGCAGCGGAUGAUUUCGGCGCGGAUCAUGCACGACUGCGUGCUCACGCUGCUCAAGGAUCCGGAGAACCCGGACGAGGAGGAGCUCGAGUCGCUCUGCGAGCUGAUGGAGACGGUCGGCAAGAUGCUCGACGUCCCGCAGGCUGCGCAGUACAUGAAGGCGUACUUCCAGCGGAUGACCGCGCUCUCGACGUCGGACAAGGUCCCGUCGCGGAUCCGGUUCCACCUGCAGGACAUCAUUGCGGCGCGCAAGAAUGGGUGGGAGUUCCGCAACGCCCGCAAGAAGAAGGGCCCGAAGACCAUUGCCGAGAUUCACGCCGAGAAGGCCGCCGAGGAGCGCGCUGCGGCCGCCGAGGCUGCGCGCAACGACAAGCGCGACCGUAAGCGGGGCGGACGGCGCGAGCGGGGCGGGCGGCGCGAGCGGGGCGGGCGCGGCGACCGCGACCGUGGCGACCGCGACCGCGACCGUGGCCGGUACCAGCGCCCGGCGGCGACCGACCGCUUUGCUGUCAGCCGCAACAACUACGAGCGGCCGGAGCAGUUUAACGCCCGCAAGUCGAAGAAGGCUAAGGCGUCGAACAGCGACGGUUGGUCGACGGUCAACCAGGGCACGGCCAAGCGCCCGUCGGCGACCUCGGAGGACCAUCUGACGCUCGGCCCGUCGCGCGGCGGCUCGUCGCUCGCCUCGGGCGCCCGCGGCUGGAAGUCGUCGUCGGACGACAAGCCAAAGUCGAGCUCGGGGACCAAGAAGUCGACGUCGGUCGGCCAGAACCUGUUUGCUCUUCUCGAGGCCGGCUCGUCGAGCUCGAGCUCGAGCUCGGAGGACACCCAGAGUGGCUCGGGCUCGGCUGACGCGAGCGGCUCGGCCGACGCGAGCGGCUCGGCCGACGCGAGCGCUUCGGGUGCCGAGUCGCUGACCGAGGAGGACAUUGCCGAGGCACACAAGGCCGGCAAGUCGCUGUUCAAGGAGUACACGUCCGCCAAGGACACCGCCGAGGCUGUGCAGUGCAUCGAGGAGGUCGAGACCGCGCCGGCAUGGGUCGCCAUCGCGGGCGGCCUGCUCGCCAUGUACGAGUCCAAGGCCGACGAUGUGGCCGCGGCGCAGGAGCUCCUCGCGCACAUUCUCGAGGCGACCGAGCUGCUGAGCUCGGCGGCUGACGUGCAGGCGCUGCUCGCCAUGGUUAUGGAGGCCCUGCCGGAUCUCUCGAUUGACGCACCGCACGCGCCCAAGUACGCCGCGGCAUCGGCGGCACUCCUCAUCGACGCGCACAACCUGGCGCUCGACGAUGUGCUCACCCCGGAGGCCCUGGAGCCGUUUGGGAUGUCUUCGCACCGCGUCGUCAGCUCGUUUGUGAGCGCGCUCAAGGACGCUCGCGGCGGCAAUGUGGCCUCGGUCGUCGCCACCUGGCGGGCGUCGUCCAUCGACCUCAUGGAAGUGCUGCCCGGGCGGAUGGCCGACGUUUCCGGCCUUGCUGACUGGAUGUCGCGCGCCGGACUCGACGGCCUGUUCAAGCCCGAGCAUGAGGUGCACCGCGUCAAGGCCAAGAAGAUGCAGCCUGUCCUCUAUGCCGCCUUUGUCGGCGGCACCUCGAUCGACGACGUCCUCACGCUCAUUGCUGAACUCCCUGUCGAGCUCCGCGAGUCGCCCGAGUUUGCUCGCGCGGCCCUUGCGGCCAACCUGGAGUUUAUCGCCAAGAUGGCACCGCUCGCCAACGGCUUUGCCGACUCGGAGCUCAAGACUACUGUCACCGAGCUCGUGGCCAAGUACGCCUCGAUCCUCGUUGUCGUUGUCAACGCCUCGCUCGAGGCCCAGGCCGAGUGCGUCUUUGAGCUGCAGGCCUACGUCUGGGACCUGGCCUCUGCUGCCGACGGAGCCUUCCCGCCCGAGCUGCUGCCGUACCUCUUCCACACCUACUACGACAACGAUGUCAUCAAGGAGGAGGCCUUUGAGGCCUGGGCCAGCGACUCGCGCUCCACUCCCGGAUACGAGGAGUGCAAGGCCGAGGCCGCCGCCUGGCUCAAGUGGCUCGCCGAGGCUAACCCCGAAUGAACCCAAGGACUAUCCUA
Messenger RNA from Thecamonas trahens ATCC 50062, 3740 nucleotides. RefSeq lists its product as uncharacterized. The record is from RefSeq and is a predicted model, not a curated record. Gene Ontology annotation, cellular component: eukaryotic translation initiation factor 4F complex. Gene Ontology annotation, molecular function: translation initiation factor activity; protein binding; mRNA binding. Lineage: Eukaryota; Apusomonadida; Apusomonadidae. Bases 1 to 3723 code for a protein of 1240 amino acids. The transcript has 2 exons.